Molecule: messenger RNA, 1610 nt
Organism: Seriola dumerili (greater amberjack)
Lineage: Eukaryota; Metazoa; Chordata; Actinopteri; Carangiformes; Carangidae
Gene: gmnn
Product: geminin, DNA replication inhibitor
Exons: 7
Coding region: 91-705 (204 amino acids)
Biological process (GO): negative regulation of DNA replication; negative regulation of cell cycle
Cellular component (GO): nucleus
Source: RefSeq, a predicted model, not a curated record
GUAUUUAAGCCCCUGGCGCGAGAUCCGCACGGAAGAGAAUAGGCAUCCACAGUAAGGAACAGCCCUUCGGCCACGGUAUCUUGAAAGAAAAUGAGUGUCGGUGGAAAGCUAAAACACAGCCAGCAGAGGUCUAAUGAGAAUAUAAAGACCUUUUUCACACCAUCUCAAAAGGUAAUGGGACCCCCCAGGCAAACCCUGCAGGUUCUCCAACUCUCAGCUACCAACAAAGAUAUGGGGAGGUCAGCUCAGGCAGGGAAGGUCAUUCCCAAACGUAAACAGUGGAGCGCAGAACAAACUAGAGGCCCAAAGAGGGUGAAGGUUGAAGUCAAAUCCACUCAAACAGAAGAAACUCAGUGUUUGACGGAUGGCAUUUCAACUGACGCAUAUGAACUUAUGGUCAAAGAAACACCUCCUUCCACCUACUGGAAAGAGGUAGCCGAGGAGCGACGGAAGGCCUUGUACAAUGUUCUACAGGAGAACGAGAAGUUGCACAAAGACAUCGAGGCCAAAGAUGAACAGAUAACAAAACUUAAGAGUGAAAAUGAAGAGUUGCAAGAGCUGGCUCAGCAUGUACAAUAUAUGGCUGAUAUGAUUGAGAGGCUGACUGGGAAGUGCCCAGACAAUCUGGAGGAACUCAAAGACAUUGCCCUUGAUGUGGAUGAGCAUGAUGGUGAGGUGGCAGGUCAGAGUCAGGAAGAAGACUGAUUACAGUCAGAGUGAUGCAGAGGAAGAUGAGAUCUCAGACCAUGAACAAGCAGGCGCCUCUGGAGACCAGGAUUAACUGACAACUCUUGCAUGUCAUGGGACUUUGGUUGUAUUAUACAGGUCAGUAGAUUUUAGCGAGUGUACUUUGGCAGCAAAAAGUGAUCAUCUCUUUGAAGAGAUGAUCAAAGUAAUAUGUUCAGACUGCAUCCUUCUUGAAAGGUGAUAGAUUUUAAAACUUGAACAGACAGAAACUGAUUUUUAUUUUAUUUUAUUUUUUUAUAAUGCAAUGUUUCAGUUUUUGCUAAACUUAUCAAUUCUUGGUCAAGAGAAAUGUGCAAAACUAAACCUGUAUAGACCAUUUUCAUGGAAGACAUUUUGACAAGACUAGGGGAAAGCAGAGGUGAAAUGUCGUGACCUCAGUUGACAACAUUGAAGACAGGAUGCAGGUUCCACCUGAACCACUGUGAUUUUGACUUUCACUCCCGCUAGAUGGUGGUUGCAGGGCUCGGUGUCCUCUGUACAUACCCAACCAUUCCCUGACUGCGCAGAGGUUAGUGUUUCAGUUGAUUUGGGUUAAGGAAAAACUGAAUACAUCAGGAUGAUGGUUACUAUUCACUGUCACCAAGAAGGUGGUUGCUAUUCUGCAGCAUGCCAACUUUUCUUACAUCAGUCUCGUUAGCCCUCUUGAAAGUCAGGAACCAAUCAAUGACAACCAUGUGACAGUUUCCUUUUGCUUUUCCUACUCUAAAAGUCAAAAUGUCUUCUGUGAAAAGGCCUAUUGAGGCAAUUGUGCUCCAUUCACUUAGGUGUAGCCUACUUAAAGCAUGGCCUUCAAGAGUUUUUUUUUUAUUUUUUUUUGUUUACUGUAAAAAAUGUACAAUGUUGUAUCACAGCUGUGUGUGUGU